AGGAUACUGGCUCUUUCCUCAUCUCAUUUUUCAUUUCCUCUCCCCAGGUUUGUCAGUGACACCCUCCUGCUAGAGGAAAUGAUGUCAGACCCUCUACUGCGUCAGUAUGGCAUUGUGGUGUUGGACGAGCUCCAGGAGCGUACCGUGCCCACCGACGUGCUGCUGGGCCUGCUGUGUGACGUCUGCCGGCAGAGGCCUGACAACUUCCGGGUGGUUCUCCUGACUCACCCGACGCUGGCACCUCGCCUCUCUGCCUUCCUGGGACCAUCUGUCCCUCACCUCUCCCUGGACAGCAUGCUCACAGAACCCCCUACCAGAGACCAGGAGGAGGGGAGCGAGGUAGAGGGCUACAGGAUGGCUGUUGAGUUGAACAGGGUGGAGACGCUGUACAGGGAGCUUUCAUCAGGGAAGGAACCGGCGGCUGCUGCCUGUCACAUGGUGCUGGAUCUGCACCGAAGGGGAGAGGAGGGAAAUGUGAUGGUGUUUUUGGCCAGUGCCCAGGAAACAGAGGCGUGUGUCGCUCUGCUGGAGAAGGAGUGUGUAGCUCUGAGUCCUCAGCUUGGUCCUCUCAGGAUCUUCCCCCUCCAUGCUGGACUGGGUGGGCUGACCCAGCGGGUCUACGAAUCCAGCCCCGAAGAUUCAACGCUAAGGGAGAGUGACCGCUCCGAGGUCUUGGAUGGCUCAGUGCUGGGAGCCGGAGGUCAGGGGGUGAAAAGGAAGGUUAUCCUCUCCGAUACCCUCGCAGAGGCUUCCUUCUCCCUGCCAGCCAUUCGCUAUGUCAUAGACACAGGCCUGCAACUCAAAACUGUUUACAACACACAAAUACGAGCUAACUCGCAGGUCGUGAGGACGAUCAGCAAACACCAGGCCGACAUGAGAACUGAAAGGGUGAACAGCCACCUCCCAGGGCUGUGUCUCCGUCUUUACCCCCAGUCUCUGUAUGAGGAUGGGAUGGAGGAGGCUCAUUGUCCAGGGGUGGUGGAGGAAAACCUGAGCCACAUGGUGCUGUUGCUUAAGAGGCUCGAUAUUGCUGACAUGGGACAGUGCAAGUUCCUUGACAGACCAGCCCCCGAGGCUCUGAUGCAGGCUCUGGAGGACCUGGACUACCUGGCAGCACUGGAUGACGAUGGGAACCUGUCAGAGGUGGGCAUCAUAAUGUCGGAGCUGCCUCUGGAGCCACCGCUGGCUAAAGCCCUGAUCGCUGCCUGCGAGUACGACUGUGUUGAUGAGCUGCUCACUAUAGCCGCCAUGCUUACAGCUCCUUCCUGCUUUGUGACAGCAGAACCCAGCAGAGAGGAGGCUGUUGUCACACACUGGCGACCCCUGAUGCACGCAGAGGGAGACCACAUGACUCUCAUUCAUAUUUACAACACCUUCAUAGAGCAUAAUCAGGAUGAGGUGUGGUGCACGACAAACUUCCUCAGUCACCCCGCCUUGCGAUUGGCUGUGGUGAUCAGGGCGGAGCUGCUGGAGGUGAUGCAGCGAAUAGAGCUUCCUGUUUCUCCUCCUGCUUUCGGAUGCCAAGACAACUGCACGAACAUCAAGCGUGCUCUCAUCUCAGGCUUCUUCCUCAAAGUGGCUCAUGAUGUGGAUGGCUCAGGUAACUACCUCCUGCUAACUCACCGCCACGUGGCUCACCUGCAUCCCUUCUCCUCCUACCUGUGUCGGCAGCCGUGCCCCAAACCCCCGAGCUGGGUCCUGUACCACGAAUUCACCAUCUCCUGUGAUAACUGCAUCCGCAUCGCUUCAGAAGUCCACCCUCAGAUGCUUGUGGAGUUGGCCCCUCAGUACUACCUGGGAAACCUGCCGUCGAGUGACGGCAAAGAGCUGCUCAUGGAGCUGAGGCAGAGUCUGGAGCCCCCUUCAUACGAGCCGAACCAGGGCUCAGACGAGCACAGCAGGACUCACAGAGACGCAGACGGGACAGCAGAGACUCACAGUCAGUCCGGCACUGAGCUCUGUGUCGUCCAAUGAGACGGAAGAAGACACUAAACACACGGCUGUCACUUUAUAGUUUGAUCUGAGAUUUGGUACUUUGUAUAAAUUAAGGUUUAAUCAUUUUGUUGUGUGAUUUCAAAUGGAGCUUUACUGGAAAACACUAAAGUACAGUGAUGUAUUGUUAAUAUAUCUAUAUGCAGUGGCUUUGGAAAAUAUUCAAACCACUUCAUUUCCUCCUUGUUGUGCUAUGGAUUGACUUAAUUCAAAGUUUUAUUUAGAAUGUUUUUUAUUUAAUGAGGGACUUCUGUGUUUCUGUUAUUCUAUAACUAAUUUAGUGUAGUAAUAGUCUGUAAUCACUCUCUCGUUGUGCAGCGGCACACAAACAUUGAUUGUAAUUUGUGUCGUGGCGCAACACAAAUUGUAAAAAGUGAAGUGGAUGAAAUACUUGUCAAACAAAGUGCCAUUUCUGUUAAGACACUAGAGACUUCAGCUAAAAGCAAUACGCACUGCUUCAGUGUUCUGGCUUCUCAGGGCUCACUGUGAUGUACACAGCUUCUGUUUUCAACCUUUUGAUACUGUUUGUAUAAGGUUUUGGGUUUCCUGCUUAGAUUCUGCCUUUUUCUCUCCGUCUUUGUGUCGGUAAUGAAAAAUCUUAUUUAAUAGGAUUUCUGUCAAUACAGUACUUCAAUACUUCAAAUAAAAGUGUUUUUUCAUGUUGGAAA
Anarrhichthys ocellatus (wolf-eel) is the source of this 2660-nucleotide messenger RNA. RefSeq names its product ATP-dependent RNA helicase DQX1-like. Gene Ontology annotation, molecular function: helicase activity; RNA binding. Gene Ontology annotation, cellular component: spliceosomal complex; intracellular anatomical structure. The record is from RefSeq and is a predicted model, not a curated record. The annotation marks the transcript as partial. NCBI's taxonomy places the organism in Eukaryota, Metazoa, Chordata, Actinopteri, Perciformes, Anarhichadidae. The transcript has 9 exons.